AUGGACAAUAUUGGACACGACAUACUCCAGUCCAUCGUGGAUGAAUUGGUCAACGUUCACGAUGGAAACAGCAAAGAGUUAGCGCCAUAUGCCGCCGUUUCCCGACAAUGGCAAUAUGCUACUGAGAAGCGCAUCUUCAGGCGCUGCACACUGCGAACUUACCCAGGUGAACUCGAGAAAUUCACAGAGAUAUACUCGAGGUAUCCUCACCGUCGAGAAGCGCUACGGGAGCUUAGACUCACCAUCAAUAUUCCCCGAAACGGCAAUACAAAAGAGGAGCACCAAGAAAAUCAGGAGAAAUUCUUUUCGGAUAUCUCCACCUUGUUUGCUACCUUCAGAGACUGGGAAACGAAUGAGCCGGAUACCUCUCUUAGACCUCUCCAUCUUCGUGUAAGAUGCUGUCUAGACACCGCUCGGGACAGGCGCGUUCAUUCAGAGGAUUUCGCCCCUUCAAUCCGCCCGGAGGAUUUGGACAAACUCCCAUGUAUCCGCCGGAUUACAUCUGUUGAUAUACAUCACUCCAGGUGUUAUACUAUUCACCCUCAUACAUCGGGGAGACUUUUGCGUCUCAUGCCGCGUGUAGAGAGUGCUGCUGUAUAUUUUUGGGAUCCUAGGAUUCCAACGACAGGUCUUGGGGUGAAGCGCCGUGCACUUCGCCAGGCUAUGGCGGACUGUAUCCUGAUGAUUAAAGAUUCCCAUCCGGGGUUGAAAAGUCUUUACGUGGACCGCUAUGGCUGGCGUGACCCUGAGAAUCAUUAUUUCAUGCCCGAGAGUUUGCUCGAGAAUGGUGUCGAUACGCUUUGCCAGGCCAUUCGAUCUCUGUCAUCGCUGCCUCGCCUGGAAGAGCUAAAGUUGAUCGAUGUUUUACUCUCUCAAGACCUGUUCCAAGACCAGUCUAAAGAGGAAGCCUCUGAAGGCAUUACGGCAAACCCCUGGCCCGCUCUUAAAUGCCUGGAGAUCAGCACCGAGUGCGUCGGUGCCGAUGGCAGCUGGUACUUCACUGGCACUCCAGAAGGCGAUUCAGAUGAUUCAGACUUUAGCCAUAAUUUCGAUGAGGAGGAUCCUGCAAAUGAUCCCCCGUUCGGAAGGCGAGGUUUGUACGAAUCGCCUGAAUUCCCUUGGCGCUCACGUCCUGACCCGACCACCUUUAACCCUCUGAUAUCUGGUCUAGCCCAUAUGAGUAUCCAUAUGCCGAAAUUAGAGUUGGGCUUCUUCAAGAUCCGUACAGACAGUUAUUUGUCAAGCAGUCUGACUUUUCAAUGGGUAUCUGAAGGAAAUCCAUUCGAAAGUCUCACGGAUCUAAGUAACGACCCGGAGUACAUUGGUAAUUGGCAGUCCCGGCAGUGGCGUAUCACGGCUGAAUACGGAAACGAUACAUGGAGGCCGGACGAUGAAGUCAAGGAAGCCCUGGAAGCAUGGUCAGGGAAGGGGAACAUCAUAAUCUAG
This is a messenger RNA of Clonostachys solani, 1446 nucleotides long. Lineage: Eukaryota; Fungi; Ascomycota; Sordariomycetes; Hypocreales; Bionectriaceae. The record is from the annotation of a GenBank genome assembly.